This is a messenger RNA of Paramecium octaurelia, 549 nucleotides long. NCBI's taxonomy places the organism in Eukaryota, Ciliophora, Oligohymenophorea, Peniculida, Parameciidae. The record is from the annotation of a GenBank genome assembly.
AUGAGAUAGGAUUGCAGCGUAAUUUUUAUUUAAGCUAUUUAAAUUAUUAAUAGAAACUUGAAUAAUCUCAAUAGACUUCUACUAACAAGUAACCUUAAUAAGUAAUUUAAGCAUAAGAAAUUAAUCAAAUCAAUUAAUCUCCUUAAAAGGAGCAGCCCCCUUAAAAUUAGGCUGCCAUAGCACAUUCAGAAUAGUCAGAUUUAAUAAGUUUAUAUUUGCAAACAAAGCGAAAAAAAUUAGGGUUUUAGACAAUAGAAAAGUAUUCGAAUAACUCUGCUCCUCCUCAAGCAGAAGUUAUGACAAUAGAGUUUGGUGUACAAUGUGAAUUUGAGAUUUCAUCUUCUUAACAUGAAAAUGAGGAUCAAGUAAUUUCAUUGAUGGAGAAUGUGAGGAGAGAUUCAAGGAAAAAAAGAAGUUUUUUAAAGCGCUAAAAACCAAUUGAAAAAAUAGAAAAGAAUAUAUCCACUGAAGAGAUCCCAAUCAUUUUAGAGGUUUUUUUCAAGAAGUUCGAAAACUAUAGAUAAAGCCAUUCAUGGGGCAGGAGUUGAG